Fonsecaea erecta is the source of this 1941-nucleotide messenger RNA. RefSeq lists its product as hypothetical. Lineage: Eukaryota; Fungi; Ascomycota; Eurotiomycetes; Chaetothyriales; Herpotrichiellaceae. Gene Ontology annotation, molecular function: A2-type glycerophospholipase activity. Gene Ontology annotation, cellular component: cytosol; intracellular membrane-bounded organelle. The record is from RefSeq and is a predicted model, not a curated record. The transcript has 2 exons. Gene Ontology annotation, biological process: glycerophospholipid catabolic process. The coding region runs from base 1 to 1941 and encodes 646 amino acids.
AUGAAGUUUGCUUUGCUAGCUGUCAUUGCCAGCACUGUAGCGGCCGGUGUGGAUGCAAAUGCCAUCCCUCUCGAAGAUGCCUACGUUGACGCCUUAGUCACUGUCGAGAACCUGCGCCGGUCUCUGCCGAACUCUCCCAAAGGAUACACUCCGACCUUUCAAGAUUGCCCUCAAAAUGCCCCUGUGGUCCGAAGUGCUGCUUCCCUCUCGCCGAACGAGACGCAGUGGUUGGAAAAGCGGAGGAAUAACACAGUUGCGCCAAUGCGUGAUUUACUGAGUCGGCUGAACAUCCAAGGCUUUGAUGCGGCGCAAUAUAUUGAUCGUGUGGCCAACAAUGUCUCUGCGCUACCUAAUAUCGGCAUCGCCGUGUCGGGAGGCGGUUGGCGAGCACUCAUGAACGGUGCCGGUGUUUUGAAGGCGUUCGAUUCUCGCACCGUCGGUAACACUGACAAGGGCAAGCUCGGCGGUCUGCUCCAGUCUGCGACAUAUUUGUCGGGUUUGAGUGGAGGGUCAUGGUUAGUCGGCUCCCUUUUCAUGAACAAUUUUACGACGGUCGGGGCAUUACAGGCGGAAACGAGUGGCUCAGUUUGGGAAUUUGGCAACAGUGUCAUUGAGGGUCCUGAGAAAAGCGGACUCCAAAUCUUCAACACGGCCGAAUAUUACGCCAACCUGGUGAGCGACGUCGAAGGAAAGUCAGAUGCCGGGUUCGAUACGUCUUUGACCGACCUUUGGGGCCGUGGGCUUUCGUACCAACUGAUUAAUGCCACUGAAGGUGGUUCGGCUUUUACCUGGUCCUCUAUUGGCAUUUCGGCACCCUUUUUGAAUGCUGACAGCCCGUAUCCUAUUAUCAUCGCCGACUCACGUGCACCCGGGGAAAUACUGAUUCCGGGCAACACGACCAUCUACGAGUUUAAUCCCUAUGAGAUGGGCUCCUGGGAUCCCACUUCCUUUGGCUUCGUGCCAAUGAAUCAUUUGGGCACCAAUUGGACAGCCGGCCGAGUACCGGCCCAUGAAAAAUGCGUGGUGGGCUUCGACAAUGCUGGGUUCCUCAUGGGAACUUCAUCUACAUUGUUCAACCAACUCAUUCUGAAUCUCAAUUCAUCAGGUGUCCCGGACUCUCUGCGGAAUCUCGUUGCAACGAUCCUGACGGAUUUGGGUGACGACGACAAUGACAUUGCGGAUUACACACCCAACCCGUUCUUCAAAUAUAACCCGCAAACCAAUCCGGGUGCCAAUUCUCCGCAGCUCACUCUGGUCGAUGGCGGUGAAGAUUUGCAAAACAUCCCUCUUCACCCCCUGAUCCAACCCGCCCGUCACGUCGACGUCAUCUUUGCGGUCGACUCAUCGGCCGACACCGACUUCAAUUGGCCAAAUGGAACCUCUAUGGUGGCCACCUACGAACGGUCACUGAGCGCCAUAGCCAACGGCACAAUCUUCCCAAGUGUUCCCGACGUCAACACCUUCGUCAACUUGGGCCUCAACUCACGUCCAACUUUCUUUGGCUGCGAUACGUCCAAUUUCACUGGCGGCACCACCAUUCCGCCUUUGGUCGUCUACAUUCCGAACUCGCCGUACGUGACAUUCAGUAACAUCUCAACCUUCCAGCUGUCGACCAACGACACCCAACGGGAUGCUAUCAUAUUAAACGGGCUGAAUGCUGCCACGAUGGCCAACGGCACACGGGACGCAACCUGGCCCACCUGCGUGGCAUGCGCAAUCUUGAGCCGCAGUUUGGAACGCACAAACACCGACGUCCCUGCGGCGUGCACGAGCUGCUUCAGCCACUUCUGCUGGGACGGCUCGCUCAAUUCGACGCAGCCCGUCGAUUACGCGCCAGAGCCGGUUCUCCAGGAGGUGAACCUGCAGAGCGGAGGCUCUAAGCUCCUUCCUAGGUGGGCUAUUGCCAUAGCUGCAGCAGCGCUGGGCUAUCAUUCUCUAUAA